CAAACACUACCAUCCAAUAGUGAAGAUUGUUUUAUAUUUAGAUAUGUGGCCAGUUUGACUGUAAGAUAACAGAACUGAUUGUGAUUUACAAAUCUAAAUAAAAAUGCAUAAGUUAACAAAGAAAAGACAAGGUUCUGAUACAUCAAGUGGGUGCAGCAGUCUAAUUGAAUUGGAGUUGUCACCACAAAGAAAUAACUCUGACCUGGAUGAAAGCCAGCUGACAAAGGAGGAGUCUUUGAAAUUAAGAAAUCAGCAUUAUGCGUCGGUUACGUCAUUGUUUUUCCGCCACGACCCACUAAUGAUUGUAAAGGGGAAAAAGCAAUAUAUGUACGAUGAGAAUGGAAAUCAGUAUCUGGAUUGUAUUAACAAUGUCGCUCACGUGGGCCACUGCCACCCAGCUGUAACUGCUGCAGCUACACAGCAGAUCUCCCAGCUGUACACCAACUGUCGUUACCUCAAUGACAACUUAUCCACAUAUGCUCACAGAAUUACAGAACUUUUUCCACAACCACUCAACGUCUGCUUUCUUACCAACUCCGGGUCAGAGGCAAAUGACCUUGCAUUGCAAUUAGCAAGGGCACAUAGCGGUGGUACUGAGGUGAUAACACUGGAUGCAGCAUACCAUGGUCACACACGAUCAUGUAUGGAAAUAAGUCCUUAUAAAUGGGUGGAUAAGGUCAAAGACAAGCCAAGCUAUGUACAUGUGGCAUCAUCGCCUGAUGUUUAUGGCGGAAAACAUGCAGAUGCUGAAAACCCAGCACAUGAGUAUGCUAUGGACGUCAAACACAUCAUCAACAAUAUAAAACAGGAUGGUAAACAGUUGUCCUCUUUUAUCAUGGAAUCUAUGCAAAGCUGUGGAGGACAAAUUCUGCCUCCUUCUGGCUACAUGUUGGAAGCAUUCAGGCAUGUUCAUGAAGCUGGAGGCUUGUGCAUUGCUGAUGAGGUGCAAGUUGGGUUUGGGAGAGUUGGGACUCACUACUGGGCCUUUGAAACACAGGGAGCAUUGCCGGAUAUUGUUACAAUUGGAAAGCCAAUGGGAAACGGACAUCCCAUUUCCGGUGUGAUUACUUCACAAAAAGUUGCAGAAUCUUUCAGAAAAAUCAGUGACCACUACUUUAACACGUUUGCUGGAAACCCGGUUUCCUGUGCAAUUGGUCAUGCUGUGUUGGAUGUAAUCAGUGAUGAGAAACUGCUGAAACAUGCAGAAAUUGUGGGAAAUUAUGCUUUGCAAGGAAUGCAAAAACUUAAAGAGAAACAUCAGCUAAUUGGAGACGUGAGAGGGAUUGGGUUGUUCCUAGGAAUGGAGUUAGUAAAAGAUCGAACCAAGAAAACCCCUGCUACUGAUGAGGCAUAUGAGAUAUUACACAGGAUGAAAGAACGCUUCAUUAUCAUAAGUGUUGACGGACCUAACAACAACGUUUUGAAAUUCAAACCACCCAUGUGUUUUAGCAAAGAUAAUACUGACCAAUUACUGCAGGCUCUGGAUGAUGUUAUCACUAAUGUGAGCGCAUCUGAUGACAGCAGUUCCAAUAAAAAAUCAAUGGAAGUCCCUAAAGUCAAACGCGCUGUGUUGGUUCAAUGAAUAAAGCAGCACAUUUUAAAAAUGUUUGCUGUUUUAAGCCAUAGUUUUAUUACUGUAUAAUAUGUAAUGACUAGUACCCUUGAUUUUUGUUCAAGUGAUAUGUAAUUCUAUAUAUUAUAUACAUUUUUUUAAUGACUAGGUGCACGUGUUUGUUUUAAAACAUUUUGUUUAAAAAAAAAUGAGCCGUAUUUGUAUAUUUAGGAAUGUGAAACUUUUGUGUAAUUCUAUAUAUUAUUUACAUUUUUUUAAUGACGAGGUGCACAGGUUUGUUUUAAAACAUUUUGUUUAAAAGAAAUUGAGCUGUAUUUGUAUAUUCAGGAAUGUGGAACUUUUAACUUGUAAAAAUAUACAGCUUUGGUAAAGUAUGGCAGAAAACAGUUUUUUUACCAGAAGGCACGCAGGUGCUGAUAGAUAUGCUUAAUAUCAAUUUAAAGAUUUAAUAAAAAAA
Ciona intestinalis (vase tunicate) is the source of this 2030-nucleotide messenger RNA. NCBI's taxonomy places the organism in Eukaryota, Metazoa, Chordata, Ascidiacea, Phlebobranchia, Cionidae. The record is from RefSeq and is a predicted model, not a curated record.